Molecule: messenger RNA, 924 nt
Organism: Exophiala aquamarina CBS 119918
Lineage: Eukaryota; Fungi; Ascomycota; Eurotiomycetes; Chaetothyriales; Herpotrichiellaceae
Exons: 2
Coding region: 1-924 (307 amino acids)
Molecular function (GO): oxidoreductase activity
Source: RefSeq, a predicted model, not a curated record
AUGUCACAAAGCGACCUCUCCAAGAUCGAGGCUGGCAACCUCUUCAAUGUCAAUGGCCUUGUGGCGGUGAUUACAGGCGGUGGAUCGGGGCUCGGGAGAAUGAUGGCACGCGCACUGGCGGCCAAUGGAGCGUCCAAGGUGUUCAUCAUUGGGCGGCGUGAAGACGCUCUAAAGGAGACAGCAGCUUCAGUGCCCAGCAGCAGUAUCAUCCCUGUUGUUGGUGAUGUCACAUCCAAAGACUCUCUACAGAAGACCGUCGAAGCCGUCAAAGUACAUACCGAUGCGAUUGAUGUCCUCGUGGCCAAUUCUGGCAUAUCAGGGCCACCUGUUGCAACCCUUGAUGCCAAUCAACGACCAGUCCCCAUAGAGGAGCUGGUGAAGAACAUGUGGGCCCCAGAAGCAGAGGCCAUCACAUCCACCUACGCUGUCAAUAUUACUGGCGUCCAUUUCACAGUUGCUGCAUUUCUCCCUUUGUUGAAUGAGGCCAACAAGAAGAGACCCGAGAAACCAACCGCGGAGAACUUCAGACCACGCCCACAGAUCAUUACUACAGGUUCGAUCGGAGGUUUCAGCCGCAAGCCUUUGGGUAACCUCAGCUACGGCGCAAGCAAAGCGGGACUUACCCAUCUGACUAAACAAUUGGCGACAUCACUCACGGCAUAUGAUAUCAGGGCUAAUGUGAUUGCACCCGGAUUGUACUUCUCGGAGAUGACUCAGGGUAUGUAUGCGGCACAGGGGAAGACUGAGAUCCACAACAUUGAAGGCGCAUUCACGAAGGAGAUGAUUCCCGCCACACGAAGUGGUGAUGAAGAAGAUAUGGCGGGGGUCAUACUGUGGCUGACUUCACGAGCAGGAGCCUACAUUAACGGCUGUGUCGUGGUCACUGAUGGAGGACGGCUUAGUAUCGUUCCCGCUUCCUACUAG